GUGUUUCCUGGGUAGGAACGUCAUCAGCAUCCCGAGUUUCCAGCCGGAGUGACAGAAAAGGAGGCGACUGAUAGCCACGUAGAGAAGGCGAAGCAGUUGAAAGUUUAUGGGGGUGCUGCCAACUGCUGGCCUACUUCUUCAGACUAUGGAAUAGGACGUUUCCCAGGGGACCCGACGCAUACACAUUCAUAAAUAAAACACAAAGUGGACAAUACAACAGAAACUAUGGAAAUUGAAGGCCGAAGUUACAGCGAAGUCCUUAAAUCCAAAAAGGAUGAAACUGAUCACAUGGAAAAUGAUACUCAGAAGGACAAGCAACAAGGGCUGGACACAUCUAAAGUCCCAGAAGCUGUACUUCAUAAUGGUACCCUCAGUCCCGGCGGCGUGGUGGUAACCAACGGCAACGGAGAGUCAGGGGCCCCGGGCUCUGCGGGGAGGAGCGUCCACGCGAACGGCUCCCUGGCCCUGCGGGGCCCUCCCCAGACCACCAGCUCCCCCGUGCAGCCCCCGAGCCCAGAGGCCUCCGCAGGUGUGGCCGCUUUCCCCCACAUGGUGCUAGGGAGGUCUGAGGGCGCUAGCGCUGGGGGUGUGCCUCACAAGGGGGAUGCGCUGCUGUCUCUCAGAAUAAGUAUUCCUAUGCAGGAAACGGAAAUGUCCAACCUGGAGCCAUCGCUGGAGUUGGAAAAUGAGGAGAAGAUACGCCUGGACGCCCGCCGGCGCCUUGAGGAGCAGCUCAAACAGUACAGAGUGCAGAGGCACAAAGACAGGUCUCACCGAAGCAGCACAAGGAGCAGGCCCUCCAGCACCCUGGACACGGAGGUCAUGCUUCACCCUGAGUCGCUGCCCCGGGCCAGCACGCAGGCCAUGACGACGGAGUACUCCUUCAUGAGGACCACCGUCCCCCGGGGGCCCAAACUUGGCAGCCUGGGGAUCCCGCCAGCCAGGGAACGGAAGCCCAGGACCCCCCACUCCAGCAAGAUCCACUCCCUGGCUGACUACAAGUCCCCUGAGGAUGGUGGGGGUGGGGGUGGGGGCGGGGGUGUCGGCGGUGUCGGCGGCGGCGGCGGAGGGGGAGAGCCUGCGAGGACCGCAGACGGCUCCCUCCACUCCGCCAUGAGCUCCGUGUCGACCCUGUCCGAGCUCAGCAGCGUGUCCGAGCCCUCCCCCGCGGAGGGCCAGCCGGGCUCCCUCCUGCAGUCGGGGGACGGCGCCUUCGAGUGCGACGGCAGCGAGUCGGGAACCAGGCCCGGGACGGACGGCAACGACAGCGACAGCUCGACCUACAGCAGCGUGUCCGCCCGCGGGGUCUACGCCACGCUGGCGGCGGCGGUGGGCGAGCGGUACCGGGCGCCGUACACGGUGCAGGGCCGGGAGAUCGCCGCCGAGGCCGUGGGGCAGUACCCCUCCCUGAAGGAGGUGCUGCAGGCGGCCAGCGACGAGCAGCACCACCUCCUGGAGCUGGAGCAGGAGAGGGAGGGCCCGGCGGAGCCACGCAGCCGCAGGGACAGCUUCUCCAGCAGUGUUUCUCUGGAGAGCUCCGUGAUGGGCCAUGACGAGAUGCUGCAGGUGCUGAAGGAGAAGAUGAGGUUGGAGGGCCAGCUGGAGUCCUUGUCCUCGGAGGCCAGUCAGGCUCUCAAGGAGAAGACGGAGCUCCAGGCCCAGCUGGCCACGGUGAACGCCCAGCUGCGGGCCGAGUCGGCACAGGGCCAGGCCAGCCAGGAGAAGCAGAGCACGCUGACCUCCGAGGUGGGCACCCUGAGGCAGAGCUGUGGCCAGCUGGAGAGGGCCAUGGUGGAGCUCCAGGGCAGUCUGGAGAGCAGGAACGCCAGCCUGGCCUCGCUGGGCACGGACCUGCAGGUGGCCGAGGAGCAGUACCAGAGGCUGAUGGGGAAGGUGGAGGAGAUGCAGAAGACGGUCACCACCAGGGACACCACUGUCCAGGAGCUGCACCAGCAGGUGGGCGGUCUCCAGGGCCAGCUGCAGCAGGUGCAGCUGGAGCGCGGCACCCUGCAGAACCGCCUUAAGACCUCCCAGGCCGAGAUCGACUCCCUGCAGCAGCUCCGCCAGUGGUACCAGCAACAGCUGGCUCUGGCCCAGGAGGCCAGGGUCCGGCUGCAGGGCGAGAUGGCCAACAUGCAGGUGGGAAAGAUGACCCAGAUUGGCGUUGUGGAGCACUUGAAGCUGGAGAACGUGACCCUGUCCCACCAGCUGACUGAAACCCAGCACCGCUCCAUCAAGGAGAAGGAGCGCAUUGCGGUCCAGCUGCAGAGCAUCGAGGUGGACAUGCUGACCCAGGAGUCGGCCUACCAGCAGAUCCAGGACGCCAAGAGCAUGGUGGAGGACGACCUGCAACACAAGCUGGAGGAGUUUGAGGAGGAGAGGGAGGAACUGGUCCGGCUGGCCAACACGGCCAGCGCUCUGGAGAGAGAGCUGCAGCAGGUGAAGAUGACCCUGACCCAGAAGGACCUGCAGCUGGCCGCCCUGCAGCAGGAGCACCUGGAGCUCAUGCGGCAGCUGACGACCACCCAAGAGAGCCUGCACCACCGGGAGCAGUCCAUCAACCAGCUGGAGGCGCGCUACCUGGAGCUGGAGGCCCAGCUGGCCGAGCUGCAGGCCGACGCGGCCGCCAAGGACGACAGCCUGCAGUUCCUCCACAACGAGAAGAUCGUCCUGGAGGUGGCGCUGCAGGCGGCGCGCGCCGACAAGAGCCAGCUGGACGAGGACGCAGAGAGGCUGGGGGAGGACGUGCUGGUGGCCUCGGACGUCCUGGACCGGCUCAGGCAGGAGGUCCAGGUCAAGGCCGCGCAGAUUGAAACUCUACAAAAGGAAAAUGGCACCUUAAAGAAACAGGCCCAGAAAUUGAAAGAGCAGUUCCAACAACAAAAGGUGAUGGUGGAGGCAUACCGGCGCGACGCGGGCUCCAAGGAGCAGCUGAUUGGGGAGCUGCGCUCCACCAAGAAGCGUCUGGCGGCGGAGGUGUCGGAGCUGAAGCAGGCGCUGCUGGACGCCCAGGGAGAGACGCAGACGGCGGUGGCCGAGCAGGGGCGCCUCCGCCUGGACCUGCAGCGGGUCCAGGAGCAGAUGAACGGCCUGGAGGCCCACCUGCUGGCCGUGCAGACGGAGAGAGACGCACUGGACCAGCAGAUCCAGUCCAUCCAGUUCGACCAGAGCCAGCUCGCGGCUGUGACGGAGGACAACGAGGGGCUCAGGAAGCAGGUGGAGCAAAUGCAGAGGGAAGCCAAAAAAGCCAUCUCCGAGCAGAAGGUGCGCAUGAAGCGUAUGGGGACGGAUUUGACCAGUGCGCAGAAGGAGGUGAAGGCCAAACACAAGGCCUACGAGAACGCUGUGGGCAUCCUGAGCAGGAGGCUGCAGGAGGCUCUGACCGAAAAGGAGGCCGCCGAGGCAGAGCUCGUCAAACUCAAGGCCCAGGUCUUGGACGGGGCCAACAACCAGGCCCAACAGGAGAAGAUGGCAGCUCUGCAGGCGGAGCUGCAGUCCGUCAGCCACAACAAGACCUUGCUGGAGAAGGAGCUCCAGGAGAUCAUCAACCUCACCACCACAGAGCUGGAGGAGUACCAGGAGAAGGUCAUGGAGCUGGAGGAUGAGCUUCAAGAGGCUCGCUGCUUCAAAAAGAGAAUCCGGAAGUUGGAGGAUGCAAACAAGAAGCUUGUGCUGGAGCUUGAACACGAAAAAGGGAAACUAGCCGGAUUAGGACAAUCCCACAAUGCACUGCGGGAGCAUUCCAACAUCCUGGAGACGGCCCUGGCUAAGAGGGAAGCGGAUCUGGUCCAGCUCAACCUGCAGGUUCAAGCCGUGUUGAAGCGUAAAGAGGAGGAGGACCAGCAGAUGAAGCAGGUGGUCCACACUCUUCAGCAGGCACUGGAGAAGGAGAAGGCCCGAGUCAAGGACCUCCAAGAACAGGUGGCAGCAGCGAAGGCAGAGGCCGCCCACAACCGACGGCACUACAGGGCAGCAAUGCUGGAGCUCUGUGAGAUCAAGAAGGACCUGCAGGCCAAAGAGGAACUGGUCCAAGCCCUGCAGAAUGAAGCCCAGAAACUGCAAGCUCAGGAUGAGCAGCAUUCCAGCGAGGUGUCCGUCUUCCGGGAGGAGCUGAGCGAGGCCCACUCCAAGCUGCAGAUCCUCCAGAAACAGCUGGACGAGGAACUGGACAAGCAGCCCAUCACCACGCAAGAGGUGGAGGAUCUGCGGUGGGAGGUGGAGCAGAGGCAGCGGGAGCUGGAGUCCCAGAAGCAGCAGAUGGAGGCGUCGGAGCAGUGUAGCCACCGGGAGCUGGACAACCUCCAGUCGGCUCUGCAGAACAUCAAGGUGGAACUGGAGUCGGUGCAGGAGGAGCUCAGCGGCACGCGGAAGGACAAGUUCAUGCUGCAGGCCAAGGUGGGAGAGCUGCGCAACAGCAUGAAGACGGUGCUCCUGCAGAACCAGCAGCUCAAACAGGACCUCAAGCAGAGCCGCCUGAGGAAGCAGCGCAUGGAGCUGAAGGGAGAGGGGAACCCAUCCAGUCCGGUGACGCCAGUGAAGAUCCCAGACUGCCCGGUCCCCGCCUCCCUGCUGGACGAGCUGCUCAAGCCCUCUGCCUCGGUCAACAAGGAGCCCCUCAACAACCUCCACAGCUGUCUGCGGCAACUCAAGCAGGAGAUGGACAGCCUCCAGAGGCAGAUGGAGGAGCACACGGUGACGGUGCACGAGUCCAUGAGCUCCUGGAGCGCCACGGAGGAGGAGCUGACUCGACUGGGGGUGUCACAGCCUUCCCUGGACCACGAGGAGCCACCGGAGAGCAACAACAACCCAGCGGAGGAGGAGGAGGAGCAGGAGAGGCAGGAGGAGCAGGUCCAGCUGUCAUAACGCAGGGAGUUGACUCAGUAAGGGCAUAGGGUCAGCUGAGGUUUAUCCAAAAGGGCAAGUUACAUUUUAAACCUCACUAGCCUGGAAUAAAGUUAUAUUUUUCCUUGUUUAUUUUUGUUUUUUCUUAAAUAUUUUCUGCCAACAUUUGGCAUUCUCUCGCGGGCACUCAGGUGCUCACGUGAAAUAAUAUUUCAUCUUCCCAUAGCUUUAUUCGUCAGUCUUUAUUUGACUCUUGUGAUAUUUAUUCGCCAUUAAAGGAAUUUACCAAUGCUCAGUUUUUCCCAAGGGCUGUGUGAGAUUUUUCCGGUCUUAAGCCUUAUAGUGUUACAAACAGUUACAGCGUAGACAAGUGUUCAGUGUUCGCGUCACUGCUGUCUCAGUAUGGCCAUCAACAAUUGAAUCUGCAAUAAACUGUUCUUCCACUGUACUUCUGUGCAUGGGUAGGAAUGAUUUCUCUCAUCUUGAUUUACAGCGAUUGUCAAACCAGGAUUUUCUCACGGGAUCUUAACCGGGACAUACAUCAGUUAUUUUUGUAAAGGCCCUUGUGUUAAAAUACUGUCUUUAAUUUCUUAAGCUUGGCCCAAGUAUAUUGCCUUGGGUUAAUUAGUCUAUAAGUCUUUUCUUUUUCCUUUUUAUGUAUGUGUCUUGGCUGAAUUUGAUUGCAGAUGUGUAUGGGGAAAAAAAAGCCUUAUGGAUAAGAAAAAAGUGUUGUAAAAGGACUAAAGGAUUUAAAUGGAUUUGAUGUGUUUCUACUGAAAGUGAACAGAUUGUAAUAUAUAUUAUUUGAAGAUGCUGUGUGCGUUUUUCCAUAUUGAAUGGCUUGUUUAACGUUUGAGUUGCAUCAACUGACAAUGCAGACUUAACGAUGGGAAUCAUUUUCUAUAUAAAAUGUUUGUUGGGUGAAAGCAAAAAUGUUACUACUUCUAAUACUUUGGUGCAAUCAACACUAUUCCUGUAGUUAUGUUUUAUAUUUGCUGAAAAUGUUGACCCCGAAUUCAAUUGUUGGUUUCGUUUUGCAGUUAUUUGACGGUUAUGGAGUAAAGUUAAAAUAUUUGAGGGUAAUAUAUAAAAUUAUUUUAUUUUCUAAUAUUGUACAUUUGUAAUUUUUUAAUGUUAUAAAUGGGAUGAGAAACGUUAUUUUACCCCUAACUAAAUUAAAAAAGGAUGAUGAAGCAUACAAAUGGAUGGUACAGCUGCUUACAAAAUCGAAGGUUUCAGAAUGUCACUGCUCAGUUUGUCAUUAUUUACUAUAACCCUUGUCAACCAUAACGCUCUUUACAUUAAUAUACUUUAAAAUAACCGAUUUCGCUAAAAUAUCAGUAUACUGUCUUCAGAACUUGUACAACUUUAUCUUCCAAACCGUACCUGGGCUCCGUGCAUAUACCCUGCUGUAUUUACCGUUCUGCUCUGUAUUUAACAUUCUGCUCUGUUCUGGAAUAUUAUCAUUCCGAUGUUUAACGUUUAUCCUGGGAGAUGUCAUGUAUUUAUCGCAUAAAAUUGCACUAUUCAUCAAUCA
This is a messenger RNA of Gadus morhua (Atlantic cod), 6379 nucleotides long. It is a transcript of the gene golga3, whose product is annotated as golgin A3. The coding region runs from base 226 to 4863 and encodes 1545 amino acids. Lineage: Eukaryota; Metazoa; Chordata; Actinopteri; Gadiformes; Gadidae. The transcript is spliced from 24 exons. The record is from RefSeq and is a predicted model, not a curated record.